GAUACUUAUAUAACUUACAGAUAAGAGAAAGUUAAAAGGUAAGGUAUGUAAAGUCUCUGAAGGUUUUGCCUCUUAAACUUCACUAUAAUGUAAUGUACUGCAUUCAUAAUUCAGGAUCGUUGCCGACUUUUGGAGAUGGUAUCGUCACAGAAAAACUUUGUAAAACUGGAUUUUCUCAUUGUUGUUCGCGAACAUAUGAAAUCCAAAUAAAGAACUGUGGGACACAUUACGUAUACUGUCUGCCAGCAUCAAACGCCUGUCCCGAGAGAAUCUGCUUUGGUACUAACGGAUCGUGUGAAUAUCCAACUACUAGCACGAUUCCCACCACAACGACUGAAAGCAAAUAUGUUCCAAGCAAAGAUUACAACGAUUUAAAAUCGAAGUACAUCGUUGCCAUUGUGACAGUUGUAUUGCUCGUGGCCGUUAUUUCCGUUGUCACUGUGGUGAUCAUCUUCUACGUUUACAAAAAGAAGAAACUAGAACGAGAGGUGCGACAAAGCAAAGUUACACUUCCUGGUAAUGAAUUCGAGCGAUCAUCGACCCCUGUUGAAAGCAAUACUCCCCCUUUCAUGCAUUUCCAGUCCAUUAAUAAACAGCACUAACAAGGAUACAAAGUUUCACAGCUAAUGGUGACUUGCAGAUGCUCACGAUUUUGUUUUGUAAAUCAUAUCAUUUGUGUAUGUAUUUAGAUAUUUCAUACUUUCACACUGGAAGAAGUAUAAUAUGUAGCGUUUUAGUUGAAUGAUAUACUAUACCGUAAGGUGUAGCGGUCACCCAGCCAAGUGUUGAUCACGCUCGCCGUUGUUUACCGUGUGUGAUCAAGAUAGAAACUCUACCACAUCACUAGAAAAGCUAGUUCACUAGCGACGCAGUAUAAGUUCUCUCUUAUACUGCCCGCUACACUUCCCCUACUCUGGACAGAUUCCUUCUGAUGUUUAGAGUGAGUCCUCUCUGAGUGUUUGACAUCUGCGCAGCAACAGCAUCCGCCGUUCCCGACGAAAACCACCAUCGUUCCCGGACGAAUCCACGUCCGUAUGCAGAGCUCCGAAGAGACUCUACCAGAAGCAGGCCUCCCACCAACCACCAGAGUCACUACGCUGCCACCAAUUUGUAACUUGUAGCUAUCACCAAGCAAAGUACUAAUAACGCUCACCGUUGCUUAACUUGUGUGAUGAAGAGAGACACUCUACCAUAUGACUAGAAAAGCUAUCUCUCUAGCGAGGCAGUCCAAGUUCAACCUUCGACUGCCCGCUACAGUACUGUAUCGUGAGACUAUAUAUACAUGGGUCAUAAUGUUAAACUUAUACGGUACCAAUUUUGAUGCACCAGAUGCGCAUUUAGACAAAUAAUGUCUCUUCAGUGAUGCUCAACCGAAAUCUUUGAAAUCCGAAAUAACUAUGAAGUUUUAGAGCUAAAUAU
Molecule: messenger RNA, 1419 nt
Organism: Ostrea edulis (European flat oyster)
Lineage: Eukaryota; Metazoa; Mollusca; Bivalvia; Ostreida; Ostreidae
Exons: 5
Coding region: 93-602 (169 amino acids)
Source: RefSeq, a predicted model, not a curated record